Molecule: messenger RNA, 867 nt
Organism: Purpureocillium takamizusanense
Lineage: Eukaryota; Fungi; Ascomycota; Sordariomycetes; Hypocreales; Ophiocordycipitaceae
Exons: 1
Coding region: 1-867 (288 amino acids)
Source: RefSeq, a predicted model, not a curated record
AUGAAGCCCGCCCUCUUCCUGCUCUUCUCCGGCGCGGCCCUGAGCGUCAAGACCAAGAAGCCGUGGUUCCCCACGCCAGAACCCGUGAUAUUCGAAGAUGGAGGGCGUUCUUACGGCUACUCAGAGUGUCAACAUCCCCGGGUGGACGAGAAGGCGUGCGGCACCGAAGUGGUUUGCGAAAUGUACCUCCGGGACCUGGACGGCAGCUUGUUCUAUCCAUAUACCAACGAUGACUACCCGAGCCGCAAGGCAUGCCUGGAAGACCACGCCCCCAACCCCAACCGCACAAGCAGCAGCACGGUCUUGCAGCCCUGGCGGGAGCCCAGCCCCAGCUGCCAGAAGCAAGUAUGCACCGCGGCCAACAUCCACCGGCACUUCCACGGCUACUGCGGCACGGCAAAGUACUGCCGGCUCUUUGAGGAUCCCGCCGUGCGCGCGACCUCGGAUGCCCCGUACCAGAGCGAAAGCGAAUGCCUCGCCGCCCACGAGACCCGCGAAGACGCCCUCGCCAGGUCCGCCGGGAAGACGGGCAUCAUGGAGUUCUUGACCCCUCCCUGCCCGGAGAUCGAGCCGUCGCUCAGGGAGGACUUCAUCGGGACCGUCAAGUACUGCCAUUGGUUCUGGAGCCCGCUCUGGCGGAGCCACGCUUGGAAAGGCCAGGGGAAGAAGUACGCGUCCGAGGAGGACUGCCUCAGGGACCGCAGCGUGUACAUUGAGAAGGCCAAGAACGAUGCGGUCGAGAGGCCCGUGCCGGAGACCCCUCCGCCCAGCGAGCCUGUGAAGAGAAGCUCCGCCGACGGAUUUGUCAUGAGCGGGCCGACGUUCGGCCUCGCCAACCGCCAGAGGGGACGCCGUGUCCGUCUUUGA